UGUCGACCGGACCAGUUUGGACUGUUCUCCCCAAUGCAACCCUCCGCCAUCUGUUCACCACCCAAUUGAGCCUCAGGGUUGUUUUCUUUCUUUCUCUUUGUAUUUUAACCCCUUUUCGUUUUAUCCUCCAUGCUUUUGAAUUUAAAUACCCCCCCCCCCCCAAAAAACAACAACAACAUCAUUGUAGAUAGUCUAAUCUUGCAAAUGCAUCGCCUUGUGUGUGCGUAAACCAGCAUCCACUUGGGAACAGGUUGCAGGGAGCUUCAUUUUAUUUUUAUUUUUUUUACAACAAUGGCUGACAGUAAUGCAGAAUGCAAUAUCAAGGUGCUGUGUCGUUUUCGUCCACUCAACCGCUCAGAAAUCCUGCGUGGAGAUAAGUUCAUCCCGGUGUUCCAAGGUGAAGACGCCGUUCUCCUUGGGGGGAGGUGCUACGUGUUUGACCAGGUGUUCGCCACCACCGCCACCCAGGAGCAGGUCUACAACACCUGUGCCAAGCGCAUUGUCAAAGAUGUAUUGGGCGGAUACAACGGGACCAUCUUCGCUUACGGCCAGACGGCCUCGGGAAAGACUCACACUAUGGAGGGAAACCUUCAUGACCCUCAGGGGAUGGGCAUCAUCCCCCGGAUCGCAGAAGACAUUUUCGAACACAUUUUCGCCAUGGACGAGAACCUGGAAUUCCACAUCAAGGUAUCCUACUUUGAGAUCUACAUGGAUAAGAUUCGGGACCUGCUCGAUGUGACCAAAACCAAUCUGUCAGUGCACGAAGACAAAUACAGAGUCCCUCAUGUGAAGGGUUGCACUGAACGCUUUGUCACCAGUCCAGAAGAGGUGAUGGACGUGAUAGACGAGGGCAAGGUCAACCGCCACGUCGCCGUCACCAACAUGAACGAGCACAGUUCGCGCAGUCACAGCAUCUUCCUGAUCAGCAUCAAGCAGGAGAAUGUGGAGACGGAGCAGAAGCUCACCGGAAAACUCUACCUGGUGGACCUGGCCGGGAGUGAGAAGGUCAGUAAGACGGGCGCCGAGGGAGCCGUGCUGGACGAGGCCAAGAACAUCAACAAGUCUUUGUCGGCCCUCGGAAACGUCAUCUCGGCUUUGGCCGAAGCAACGAAGUCCCACGUGCCGUACCGUGACAGCAAAAUGACGCGCAUCUUGCAGGGCUCGUUGGGGGGCAACUGUCGCACCACCAUGUUCAUCUGCUGCUCCCCCUCCAGCUACAACGACGUCGAGACCAGGUCCACGCUCAUGUUCGGCCAAAGGGCAAAGACCAUCCGAAACACGGUGACAGUGAACCUUGAGCUCACCGCCGAGCAGUGGAAGAGGAAGUACGAGAAGGAGAAGCAGAAGAACAGGUCGCUAAAGGAGACCAUGCGCAGACUCGAGGCUGAGCUGAGCUGCUGGAGAAAUGGUGAGGUUAGAGGAGGGUCAGAGGACAAGAUGGUCCCGCCGCCCGACUGCGAGGAGCUGGACAUAUGCAGCCCGUGCUCCCUGACCUCCUCCAUCGUGGUGCACAUCUCCAAUGAGGAGCGUCACAAGUACGAGGACGAGAUCCGGAAGCUCUACAAGCAGCUGGAUGACAAGGAUGCUGAGAUUGACUACCAAAGUCAGAUGGUGGAGAAACUGAAGGAGGAGAUGCUGAAGCAAGAGGAGUUCCUGGCGUCCUCCAGGGGCGACGGCGAGAGGGUGCAGUCAGAGUUGGGCCGGCUGCAGACGGAAAACGAGUGCUCCAAGGCGGAGGCGAAGGAGGUGCUCCAAGCCCUGGAGGAGCUGGCGGUCAACUACGACCAGAAGAGCCUGGAGGUGGAGGAGAAGAGCGUGCAGAACAAGCUGCUGGCUGAGGAGCUCGCCAAGAAAAUGACUCGCCUGGUGGCGUUGGAGGCGGAGCUUUCCCACAUCCAGGAGGCGAGCCGCCACCAGAGGAAGCGCAUCGCCGAGGUCCUCAACGGGCUGAUGAGGGACCUGAGCGAGUUCGGCGCCAUCGUGGGCAACCGGGACGUCAAACUGUCCACGGAGAUCACGGACGUCAUCGAGGAGGAGUUCACGCUCGCCCGCCUCUACAUCAGCAAGAUCAAGUCGGAGGUGAAGUCCAUGGCGAAGCGUUGCCGCCACUUGGGCAGCCUUCAGGCCGAGUGCCAGCGUAAGAUGGAGGAGACGGGCAAGCAGCUGUCCUCCUGCCACCUCCUCGUCGCACAGCACGAGGCCAAGAUCCGCUCGCUGACCGAGUACGCUCAGGAUGUGGAGCGCAAGAGGAGGCAGCUGGAGGAAAGCUACGACUCCCUGGCGGAGGAGCUGGCCCAGGUCCAAGCUCGAGAGACCGUGUCACAGUUAGCCAGCGGGGAGAAUGACUCUGUCCAGGGAUGCUGUGACAUCCAGAGGCUUCUGGAGCAGCAGAUGGAGUCGCACCGCGCGGCGCACAGCGAGCAGCUCGGCCACCUGCGCGACAAAAUCAAUGAGCAGCAGGGGAUCGUCAACGACUUAACCCACUGGAACCAGAAGCAGGAGCUGGAGCUGGAGCAACUGCACAACGACUACGAGCGUCUCCGCGGACGAGAGCGUCAAAAGAGCAGACAGCUGGAGGAGCUGACAUUUCUCCACGAGAGACACGAGCAGUCCAAGCAGGACCUAAAGGGCCUGGAAGAGACGGUGGCCCGCGAGCUGCACAGCCUCCACAACCUACGCAGGUUUUUUGUCCAAGACCUCACCACUCGCGUGAGAAAGAGUGCAGAUAUGGAGCGUGACGGCAGCGGCGGAUACAUCACCCAGAAGCAAAAAAUUUCCUUUCUGGAGAACAAUCUUGACCAGCUGACAAAGGUCCACAAGCAGUUGGUCCGCGACAAUGCAGACCUCCGCUGCGAGCUCCCGAAGCUGGAGAAGCGUCUUCGGUCCACCGCAGAGCGAGUCAAGGCGCUGGAGGGCGCCCUGAAGGAGGCCAAAGAAGGCGCCAUGAAGGACCGACAGCGGUACCAGCAGGAACUGGAGCGCAUCAAGGACGUCAUGAUGAGGACCAGGAAUCCCUUCCGACGUCCUCACGCCGCACAUAUAGCUAAGCCUGUGCGUCCUGGCCACGCCUCACCCACGCACACCCUCUUCACCCGAGGCCUCAGCGAGCACCCUGUUUCAGUGAGUGACGAUUCACCCCGCGGUGACCCGCCAGCUCCACAAGCUGCCACUCCGGCACCGGAGAGCGGUCGCACUGCCCCCGAAACUAACCAGAACCGACCCGUUGGAUGCUUGGACCACCAAAACAAUGCUCAGAACAUGCCUCUGCCGAGUCAAGCCGACACCGCCGAGAUGCUCGAUUCAGAAAACGGAAACACCAAAGACAUUAUUGACAACAGCAUGUGUAUGAACGACAACGCCGUGUCUACCAGCGACGUCUGUGACAAUCGGGACCCGAGCAAACUCGACAGCUUGCACUCAAGAGGCCACCGCCAGCUAAUAGAAAAGCUAGCAGCUGAUCAGCCGUCUUUGUAGCUUCGUCCUCACCUGCUGUAACACACCUCCAUCUUCUUCCUCCUAUUCUGUUAUGUCCAAGGACUGCGUGUGAUGGAAAUGUGCAUUACCAGAGGUCACCACUAGCAGGUGCUGUUUGUCAUAAACUACUAUUAAUGUUAUUUUUUUUUUCUUUUUUAUCAUUACCAUAUUUCCUCAAAUAGUGUCCGUCCCUUACUCUAAUACUCUAAUCCAUGCCGUAAUUAUUUGCAGUGUAGGUUGUUCCACUUCGUCAAAUAGAAGAACUUCCUUUUCCGCUGUUUUUUACACAAAGACGUUCAAAAGUUAACUAUUGAGUCCGUUUUUAACUCUGUUGCUCACAUAAACAGCAGCACUUACCGAAGCACAUAAACAGUCUCGCAGUUGGAUUCAAAUGUGGAGUUCUACCGGGUGUUGUAAAUUCCUCGCGCGUUACUAACGAUGUUGUUUUAACGUUAACUGUCUUACGUUUUGUGGAGAGAGCGCUUAAUGUUCUCGUAGACGCUGAUGUGCGGUCGCUCCACAACGUUGUCUGUGUCCAUUUUUAGGCACCUCAUUAGUGCUGCUUUGUCUGACUCAGCUGUUGUUGUUGUUUCUUUAUGUGGAGACUGUCUUUAGUGGCGAUUAGCAAUGCAGUGGAUACCAACUUGUGGUCCCUUCACAAUGUUGUGUGCGUUCAUGUUUAUUUUUCAGGGUAGCUAUGCAACUUAUUCUUUUUGGCCCACCUGUCGCUGUUUUUGCUUGUUCAUUAUGCAGAGACAGGAACUUUGCCAUGAAUGUCGGUCCAGUCGACUCUGACUUGUGGUAACGCCACAAUGUUGUGUCGGUCCAUGUUUAUGUUCUGGGAAGCUAGAUGACUUGAUAGGUCUGCACAGUCUGCCUUAUUUCUUGCUGUUUUGUUAUGUGGAGAUAAUAUUUUUAGUUAAUACGACUUGUGGUUGCGCCACAAUGUUGUGUUCCGGGGAGCUACACAACUUAGUUUGUUUUAGUCUGCCUCAUUUCUUGCCAUUUUUCCAUAAUAAUCAUUUUUAUUUUGUAUUAAACGCCCAAUUUCACUUGACAAUAGAGGCCUCACCCAAUCCCAGCCACUGUAUGAGGAAAUAUGAUAUUACUAUAGUGAUUUCUUUUGACAACAGACUGUGUUGUUCUGUUCUGUACUGUAUGCCCCCCACACCCCACCAACCCCUUUGCAGCCAAAUCUCUACUGAAAUAAAAAUAUAUCAAAAGAGUAUUUUUAAACAUAUACAAAAUGAUAAAAAUAUAUGAGAAUAUAGUAGUUUCUUUUCCACUACUGGACCAUGCCAUUCUGGUUACUCAGACAGGAGUGAAUUAUGCAUCUGUUAGGUCUAUUUUUAGCCUUGGAUGAAUGCAUGUUUUAGAGUGUAGUUCCGGCAGAGUGUGUGCUAAUGUGUGUGCCUGUGUGUAUGUAUGUGUGUGCGCACAUUGGUGUUUAUAGUACCUUGUCAGGAGGAUCAAUGAAUAUAUACAUACACUGUAUGUAAUAUAUCAAAUAGGAUCAGGGUUAUUCCCAAAUGAGGAUUUUGAAAUGCUGCCAGGUUCACAACACUCACCUCCGCCAACAUGAUGUUCUCAUACCUUUUUGGUUUUACACAAACUGAUGCUAUUUUUCUUUACACACACACACAUAUACACACACACAUAUAUAUAUAUAUACAUAUGUCUUUCAUGAAAUAUGAAUAGAUUUGUCGCAUGUUUGGGAUAACCUAAAAUCUGAGGGAAAUUAUAAUUUAUGUUAAAUCAAGUAAUCAGAAGAAGUAGUUAUUGCCACAUAAUCACAUAUUUAUGUGGUGAUUUAAAUCCAUCCAUCCAUCCAUUUUCAGAGCCGCUUCUCCUCAAUAGGGUCGCGGGCAUGCUGGAGCCUAUCUCAGCUGUCAUCGGGCAGGAGGCGGGGUACAGUACCCUGAACUGGUUGCCAGCCAAUCACAGGGCACAUACAAACAAACAACCAUUCACACUCACAGUCACACCUACGGGCGAUUUAGAGUCUCCAAUGAAUGCAUGUUUUUGGGAUGUGGGAGGAAACCGGAGUGCCCGGAGAAAACCCACGCAGGCACGGGGAGAACAUGCAAACUCCACACAGGCAGAGCCGGGGAUUGAACCCCGGUCAUCAGAACUGUGAGGCAGACGCUCUAACCAGUCUUCCACCGUGCCGCCAUGAUUUAAAUCACUCUGAUAAAAAUCCCUCAGAUUUUAUUGCAGCCGUAAAAAUUUGAAACCACUCCUGAAAAAUGACAACAAUUGAGUUAGCCCACUCUAGUUCUCGGUGUCGCAAUUAUUAGAGUUGUAUAAGUUGAAUGGCGUCUGUCAGGGUUUAAAAGUGAUGCUAUGAUGCAAAAGCACGGGGUAAAAGAUGUGAAGCAACUAUUUUUAAGUAUAUGAUCGGUACUUCCAGUUUGAGAGACAACGUAUUAUCUCUAUUUAUUUUGCUACUUUUUAUUUAUGAGCCGCUGUUUAAUGUGCAACAUUUGUUUUCAUUGGCUUAGCGUUACUCUUUUGCAAAAUACUCAAAGUUAUCCCGUCAAAAAUAUAUUUUUCAAUUAUUAUUAUUAUGGUUAGUUAGGCUGAUGAUGACGCUGAGGUUACACGCGCACACUCGUACAUAUGACCUCAUCCAACAGUCUGUUGACUUUGGACCUCAAAUCCAAGUUCAGUGCACCCCGGAUGAGUCACGCUACAUGUGAUUGAUGAUUUGAUUGAUUACUGUCGUCCGUCACGCUUCCUGAUUAACAAGUCAGGAAGCGAGGGUUGUGUGCUCGUGUGUGCGUAAAACAGGUGCGCUUGUGAAUACUUAGCAAGCUGUCUUUCUCUUUUAACUUUUUAAACAAGACUAGUGAGGCUUAACAUAUGCAUGAAGCACUUUAUUGUUAUUAUUCUGAUGUGUCUGUGACUCGUUUUCUCACUUUGUUCCUGUGUCCCCAAUUUCGCACCUUUUAUUUUACAGUAUUUGUACUGUAUGUAGUUAGUUGUGUUUAUUAAUUGCAUUUGUUUAACUUUUGCUUUAUUUUUGUUUUUUUUUUCAAUUGGUUUUAGUUUUAAGUGAUUAGGUUUUAAUCCCAUUUUAUUUUUUCAUGUGGCUUGAUUUUUCAUUUUGUUUUCUAUGCAUUUGUUUUGCUUAUUUUAUUCAGAUUUCUUUUAAUUCUGUUUUAAUUUGUUUACAGCAAUUUAGUUCAAUGCUAUUUUCAUUUUUCAUUUCAUUUAUUUAGUUUAUGUUAGCUUCUUUUAUUUUUAUUUAAUUGUAUCUAAUUAUUUUUUAUUUGUUUCAUAUUUAUUUUACUUAUUUUAUUUUAUUUGUGAUUUUUAAUUGAUUUUAGUUUUUAAAAGCCUGCAGUGAUUCCAGUGGAAUUUUAUUUUAUCAUUAUUUCCUUAGUUGCUUUAUUUUAUUCAUUUCAUUUUUACUUAUUUGGUUUACUUAAUACUGUGAUUGCUUUGGAAUUUCAUUACAUUUUGAUGUAUUACGUCAGCAGGCACCUUAAGCUUGUGGUUAGCACAGCCGUCUCACAGUUCUGAGGUUGGGGGUUUGAAUCUGGGCUGCGGACUUCCGGUUUCCUCCCACAUCUCAAAAACAUGCUUGUUAGGUUCAUUGAAGACUCUAAAUUGUCCUUACGUGUAAAUGUGAGUGUGAAUUUGUUGUCAGUACGUGCCCUGCGAUUGGCUGGCGACCAGUUCAGGGUGCACCCUGCCUCUCGCUUGAAGUCAGAUGGAUGGAUGUUUUAGUUAUUUAUUGGACUUACUUGUCCUUUAUUAUAUUUUGUAAUUUCAGUUUAAUGUAGUUUUCAGUGCCCCAGUGUGAACUCAAGCAAACUUUGCUUAAUCAAUUGCAAUAUGUUGACACAACCUAUAGAAACCACAAGUUGAAUGGGAAUAACCUCUCAUCAAUAAUUUAAAAAAGAUAAAUAGCAAAACAAGCAUCCUGACAUGCACUGUGAUUGUAAACUGUGCAGUGUGCAAAAUGACAUUGAUUUGUUUUUAGUCUUCUUGCUCUGUUUAUCUAUAUGAAAAUAUUGCGUCACUGAGAUGUUCUACCGUAGCGUUAAAUAUGCAGAAAUAGAAGAAUGACAAGAAUGUUGGAGAAGUACAAACAAAACAAAAAAAUGGUGACAAAUUGUAUGUUUGUAUCAUGGUGUAUUGUUGCAUUUAUAUCUCCCGUGUGAUGUUGUGCAUGCGGUGCUUUCCCUUUGUAGCAGAAGCUGGCAAACACACUUGUCCUCCAAUUCAAUCUCCUUUCAAUAAAAAAAAGGACUGAGAGUGUAUAUAAUGUGAUUGUGCUCUGUUUGCCAGCCACAAGCCACACACUUGCAAAAAAAAACAAAUCGAUAAGUAGAGCAAGCUAAUUGAUGCUGGGUGCUGCUGCUGGCUGUAAUUAGCUGCUGAUAUACUCACACCCAUGAAUCAGUGGUGUUAAUUACAUCAAGAUAAAAUGUCAACACCUAUACUAUAUGGAACUCAUUGAAUUACUUAUUGUCCCAAAAAAAUACAUCUUAUCCCCAGAGUAUCCCCAUAAAAUUAUUAUAUGAUACAGUCCCAUUUUUAAAUUAUUUUACGCAUUAGUUACAUUUUAUAUAUAUAUAUAUAUAUAUAUAUAUAUAUAUAUAG
Messenger RNA from Phycodurus eques (leafy seadragon), 8085 nucleotides. RefSeq names its product kinesin family member 5A, b (gene kif5ab). Gene Ontology annotation, molecular function: microtubule binding; microtubule motor activity; ATP binding. Gene Ontology annotation, biological process: microtubule-based movement; mitotic spindle organization. Bases 292 to 3474 code for a protein of 1060 amino acids. The record is from RefSeq and is a predicted model, not a curated record. The transcript is spliced from 29 exons. Lineage: Eukaryota; Metazoa; Chordata; Actinopteri; Syngnathiformes; Syngnathidae.